AUGUCACGGCCCUUGACAGUCGCAGAGCUGCGAGACGCACUCGCUGCACUCUCACUUGACUCGCGAGGGACCAAGAACACGCUCAAGAAGCGCCUCGCUCGAGCUACUCGCUCACUCUCCCGCUCGUCCUCGCCAGCUCGACCACCCGCCCGCGAACGACAGACAAGACCGCCUGACCAGCUCUUCGACAGCUUCCUUGUGUUUGAUGUCGAGGCGACGUGCGAGGAGAUUGAAGGGCCGUGGGGGAAGCUGGCUUUUGCCUACCCGAACGAGAUCAUCGAGUGGCCAGUGAUCCUGCUUCAAUGGAGGAAGAAGCGGCGACGGGACGCAGGGCUUUCCGAAGCGGGUGAGGAGGAAGACGGCGACGACGAGGACGACUGGGAGCUUGUGCAGACGGCCGAGUUCCACUCCUACGUCAAGCCGACUUGGCGCCGGACCCUGUCGGCCUUCUGCACCGAGUUGACGGGCAUCACGCAGCGGGAUGUCGACUCGGCUCCGACAUUCUCGCAACUGUGUCGCAACUUUCACCGCGACUUCAUCAUCAAGCACAACCUCUUCACAAGUGAGAACAAGACAGUUUGGGUGACUGACGGGCCUUGGGACCUGCGAGACUUUGUCGCCAAGACCUGCUACCUAUCCAAUACACCUCGACCACCCUGGCUCGCCGGCGAGAUUAUCGACCUCCGCCUGCUCGUCUCUUCCUUCUUUGCCGGUCUCAAGGAGACGAACGGACCAAGCCAGCUCGACGGCAGCUUGUCGAAUGCCUUCGGAGCACUCUCGGUGAACGAGGAGGAUCCGCAGACGGCAGCUGCGAACCCAGCGGCUUCUCUCGCCCAACCUCUUCCGACACCCAUUGCGGGCCCGCUCUCAGCUUCUUCCGCUGUUCCCAUCCCCUCGACUACGACCUCACCCGACCCGCCCGUUCCAGCCUACCUCCCCUCACAUCAGCUCACCGCGCCCUCGUCCCUCUCCCUCCCUUCAGUCCUCGACUCCCUCACCCUCCCACCCUUCUCAGGCCGCCUCCACUCCGGCCUCUCCGACGCCCGCAACGCCUCCCGCAUCCUGAUCGACCUCGCACACCGCGGAGUCGUCUUGCAGACGAAUCGGAGGGUUCCGGAGGGCGGGAAGGGAGGGAAGGAGAGGAGGUGGGGGUGGAUGAAAGGAGGGGAGGGAGCGAGGAGGGUCGACUGGGAGGGUUUCUUGCAGAAGGAAAGGGCGAGGUUGAGUACGAGGGAGGCGGAGAGGGCAGUCGAAUUGGCGCAGAAGAGGCUAGGGUGA
Messenger RNA from Rhodotorula toruloides NP11, 1278 nucleotides. RefSeq names its product double-strand siRNA ribonuclease. NCBI's taxonomy places the organism in Eukaryota, Fungi, Basidiomycota, Microbotryomycetes, Sporidiobolales, Sporidiobolaceae. Bases 1 to 1278 code for a protein of 425 amino acids. Gene Ontology annotation, molecular function: nucleic acid binding; 3'-5'-RNA exonuclease activity. The record is from RefSeq and is a predicted model, not a curated record. Gene Ontology annotation, biological process: exonucleolytic trimming to generate mature 3'-end of 5.8S rRNA from tricistronic rRNA transcript (SSU-rRNA, 5.8S rRNA, LSU-rRNA). The transcript is spliced from 4 exons.